AAUUUUAGAGUUACGCCCCCUUGUGAAUUCACAUGCGGCAAUGACAUUUUGGUGGCUUUAAGCGAAGAAUUUAUAAAGCUUUUUUCACAAGUGGGAAUAAUAUGGCAAAUAUCCUGAGUGGGAAAGACGUUUCAGAGGAAAUAAGAGGAAGACUCAAGGCGGAUAUUGAGAGUUUCAAACAGAAUGCGCCCAACUUUUUACCUGGACUCGCUAUCGUACAGGUGGGAGGUCGAGAAGACUCCAAUGUGUACAUCGGACAGAAGUUAAAAAAUGCCGCUGCUGUUGGAGUCAAUGCCAGCCAUGUGAAGCUGUCACAGACGGCCUCACAGACAGAGGUCCUUGAGACGGUAGAGAAAUUAAACAACGAUCCCAGUGUGCAUGGCAUUAUUGUUCAAUUACCCUUGGAUACUGUGAAUGAUAUAGAUGCCCAUCUUGUCACAAACACCAUCAAACCGGAGAAGGACGUAGAUGGACUUCAUGAAUCCAAUGCGGGAAAGCUGGCUCGGGGUGACCUGGAGGGAUGUAUAUUUCCAUGCACCCCACGAGGAUGUCUUGAGCUCAUUAAAAAAUCUGGUGUGUCAGUGGCUGGUAAAACUGCUGUAGUUCUGGGGCGCAGCAAGAUUGUAGGGUCUCCUAUGGCAGACUUGUUGAAGUGGAACCAUGCCACAGUAACCGUGUGCCAUUCCAAGACCCAGAAUCUGCCAGAGAUUGUAAGAACAGCAGACAUUCUAGUGGUUGCCAUAGGAAAAGCUGAGUUUGUGAAAGGGGACUGGGUAAAACCAGGAGCAGUUGUCAUAGACUGUGGUAUCAACUCCAUUCCUGAUGCCACAAAGAAGUCUGGGAAGCGAUUGGUCGGGGAUGUGGCAUUUGAAGAGGCUAAAGCUGCAGCCUCCUGGAUAACCCCCGUCCCUGGCGGCGUGGGACCAAUGACAGUGGCCAUGUUACUGCAAAACACUUUCGAACAGGCCAAGAGAAAAUACGGGGCUACAGGAGCAUGGAAACUACAGCUGCUACCACUGAACUGUAAAACUCCAGUACCAAGUGACCUUGAGGUGGCUCAGUCACAGAUUCCAAAGAAUGUGGAACUGUUAGCCAAGGAGGUUGACCUUCUUCCAGAGGAAGUGGACUUGUAUGGGAAGAAGAAAGCCAAGGUGUCCUUGGGUGUCCUCAAAAGGCUGCAGGGACAGAAAGAUGGCCGAUACAUUGUUGUUACAGGUAUUACACCGACACCCCUUGGGGAGGGUAAAAGUACAACAACUAUUGGCCUGGCCCAGGCACUGGGAGCUGCACUUAAGAAGAAUGUGUUUGCUUGUGUUAGACAACCAUCCCAGGGACCUACUUUUGGGAUUAAAGGUGGAGCUGCAGGUGGAGGUUAUUCACAGGUCAUUCCCAUGGAGGAGUUCAACUUGCACUUGACGGGAGAUAUUCACGCCAUUACAGCAGCAAACAAUCUGCUGGCAGCUCAGAUUGAAGCUCGUAUGUUUCACGAGAGUACACAGAAGGACGAGGACUUGUAUCGCAGACUUGUUCCCGAUAGUAAAGGAAAACGCGCUUUCUCAAAAAUCCAACUGAAAAGGCUACAGAAACUUGGCAUCACAAAGACAAAUCCAAAUGAACUAACACCAGAGGAAAUUAACAAGUUUGUUCGCCUAGAUCUUGAUGUAGCAACUAUCACUUGGCAGAGAGUUAUGGACACAAAUGACAGGUUCUUGAGAAAAAUUACCGUUGGCCAGGGACCACUUGAGAAAGGUCAUACCAGAGAGUGUCAGUUUGAUAUUGCCGUUGCCAGUGAAAUCAUGGCCAUCCUUGCCCUGACAACAGGACUUCAAGACAUGAGAGAGAGGCUUGGAAAAAUGGUAGUAGGAACUAGCAAAGCAGGGGUACCAGUCACUGCAGAUGACUUGGGUGUAAGUGGGGCAUUGGCUGUAUUGAUGAAGGAUGCAAUCAGACCCAAUCUUAUGCAAACUCUUGAGGGCACCCCAGUUUUUGUGCAUGCUGGACCUUUUGCCAAUAUUGCUCACGGAAAUUCGUCCAUCAUCGCAGACAAGAUUGGUCUCAAACUCGUGGGAGAAAAUGGGUUUGUUGUGACGGAGGCAGGGUUUGGUGCGGACAUCGGAAUGGAGAAAUUUUUCAACAUCAAGUGCAGGGCCUCUGGUCUUGUUCCCAAUGCUGUGGUACUGGUGGCUACCGUGAGAGCUCUCAAGAUGCAUGGUGGUGGCCCUACUGUCACCGCUGGUGUUCCACUACCCAAAGCGUACACAGAAGAGAACCUUGAACUUCUGGAGAAAGGUUGUGCUAAUCUGAGGAAACAGAUAGAAAAUGCCAACAAAUUUGGUGUGCCAGUUGUAGUGGCUAUCAAUUCCUUUGUGACGGAUUCCCUGGCAGAAGUAGAGUUAGUGAAAUCAUUCGCCAAAAAGAACGGAGCUUACGAUGCAGUAAUUUGCAGCCACUGGGCUAAUGGUGGUGCUGGUGCUGCAGACUUGGCAAAUGCUGUUGAAGCAGCAACCAGUCAACCAAGCAACUUUAAGUUCCUGUACGAUGUCAAGUUAACAAUUGAGGAGAAGAUAGAGACAAUCUGUAAAGAGAUUUAUGGUGCUGAUGGGAUCGAGAUUCUUCCUCUAGCUCAAGAACAGAUAGACAGAUACAAAAGUCAGGGCUUCAAUGAUUUACCUAUCUGCAUGGCAAAAACUCACUUGUCACUGUCCCAUGACCCUGCCAAGAAAGGCGAACCCAAAGGCUUCGUAGUUCCCAUCAGAGAAGUGCGGGCUAGUAUUGGGGCUGGUUUCAUAUUCCCACUUUUGGGAACUAUGACCACCAUGCCUGGGCUGCCCACACGUCCAUGUUUCUAUGACAUUGACAUUGAUCCAGAAACGGAGGAAAUCGUGGGACUGUCCUAAACAAAGGCAGUGUGUUGCUUUUGUCAGAACGACUUGAUAACUGAAUGAUUCACGACAGAAACCAAUUAUUAUCACAGGGACACAAAUUUUAUCAAACUGCUGGUACAAUGUACCAGUACAUGAUACAAACAUGACUUGAUUUGUUAUUUGUUGUUAAAAUGGAUGAUUUAAGUAUAAACCAAUCAUAUUGUCACUUACAUUUAGCUAUAAACCAAUCAUAUUGUCUUUUUCAUCAAUAAUCAUGUCCAGUUUUUAAAUUAGUCAAGUUAGUCACAUAAUUGUAUAUGGGAAAUGUUUAAAAUAUGUAUAUCAUUCCAUGCAUUAAAGUGAAAUGAUCAAUUUAAUCAAGCAA
Molecule: messenger RNA, 3249 nt
Organism: Ostrea edulis (European flat oyster)
Lineage: Eukaryota; Metazoa; Mollusca; Bivalvia; Ostreida; Ostreidae
Product: C-1-tetrahydrofolate synthase, cytoplasmic-like
Exons: 24
Coding region: 102-2897 (931 amino acids)
Biological process (GO): tetrahydrofolate interconversion
Cellular component (GO): cytosol
Molecular function (GO): methylenetetrahydrofolate dehydrogenase (NADP+) activity; ATP binding; formate-tetrahydrofolate ligase activity
Source: RefSeq, a predicted model, not a curated record